AAGAAAUCCUGGACUAUGAUUGGCCCCAUAUACGUUGUCCAUACUGACGGCCAUAAAUAACGACACAUGGCCUCUUACACGGCCUCUAUUUGCUUGAUAUCAGCCCCGACCCCCUAAGUCCACCAAUCAACACCCUGGCGGAUUCAAAUCACACGCGAGGUCUGUCAGUCUCAUUCAAACUUUUCGACCGGUCGCCAGGGUAAAUAGUCUUCCGCACCGUUGGAUUCCACAACGGACCCCUUUUCUUCCCCGGACCGGGCAGUUUUUCUUUCCCCCUGUUGUAUGGCUGGCGGCGACCACGGUCCAGACACACUCGCCGGUGGGGUCAGAAUUGUCCACACUUUGGUUCGAGACUGCAACGUCAUUUGCAGGAGACGUGCCACAUCACCCCCUCGCCGCUUGUUUGACGCUGAGCGGCGAAGAAGGGUCUGCAACGGUUUGGCCCCCGAUUCGCAUAGCCAUAGGCAGGUUCCUCCGCAAAGAAGGGUCUGCAACCGGUUUGGCUCCCGACUCGCAUAGCCAUGGUCAGGUUCCUCCGUCCCAAAAGGGGGAUUAAGGAGGGAGCCUUACAAAUCGCCUAGCUCGAAGACGCGUAAAGUUAGGUGAUUAU
This is a messenger RNA of Aspergillus campestris IBT 28561, 610 nucleotides long. RefSeq lists its product as uncharacterized. The transcript has a single exon. The record is from RefSeq and is a predicted model, not a curated record. NCBI's taxonomy places the organism in Eukaryota, Fungi, Ascomycota, Eurotiomycetes, Eurotiales, Aspergillaceae. The coding region runs from base 283 to 519 and encodes 78 amino acids.